This is a messenger RNA of Thlaspi arvense, 2955 nucleotides long. The record is from the annotation of a GenBank genome assembly. NCBI's taxonomy places the organism in Eukaryota, Viridiplantae, Streptophyta, Magnoliopsida, Brassicales, Brassicaceae.
AUGCCGACGCCGGUGACUACGGCGAGAGAAUGCUUGACGGAGGAAGCUGCUCGUGCUCUCGACGAUGCUGUUUCGGUGGCUCGUAGGAGGAGCCACGCGCAGACUACGUCCCUCCACGCCGUGUCCGCUCUUCUCGCGAUGCCGUCGUCUAUUCUCCGUGAGGUGUGCGUCUCACGCGCCGCUCGGAGCACUCCUUACUCGUCGCGUCUUCAAUUUCGAGCUCUGGAGCUCUGCGUCGGCGUAUCUCUUGACAGGCUCCCGUCGUCCAAGUCUACGGCGGCGGAUGAAGACCCACCGGUGUCGAAUUCGCUCAUGGCUGCAAUCAAGCGGUCGCAGGCGAAUCAGAGGCGUCAUCCGGAGACGUAUCAUCUCCAGCAGAUCCACGCAAGUGGCGGCGGCGGCAGCGGCUGCCAAACGACUGUUUUGAAGGUCGAGUUGAAGUACUUCAUACUAUCCAUCCUCGACGAUCCGAUUGUUAACCGGGUCUUCGGCGAAGCCGGGUUUCGGAGCUCCGAUAUCAAGCUAGACGUGCUUCACCCUCCGGUAACGCAGUUCUCUCCCCGCUUCUCUCGAGCUCGUUGUCCGCCUCUCUUCCUCUGUAAUCUUCCGAACUCAGAUCCGAGUCGUGAGUUCCCGUUUGGUGGGAGCAGCGGUUUCGAUGAGAAUUCCCGGAGAAUCGGAGAAGUAUUAGGUCGUCAAGAGAGGAGGAACCCUCUGCUUGUUGGAAAUUGCGCUAGCGAAGCUCUUACAACGUUCACGGAUUCGAUCAACGGUGGGAAGCUAGGGUUUCUUCCUCCGGAGAUUAGCGGGUUAAGCAUAGUUAGCAUAGAGAAGGAAAUUAGUGAAAUUUUAGCCGGUGGAUCAAGAACUGACGAGGAGAUUCGCAUGAAACUUGAUGAAUUAGUAAGAAUCGUAGAGCAAGGUGGCUCGAAGUCGGGGAUGAUACUUAAUCUGGGAGAGUUGAAGGUUCUCUUAACCAGUGAAGCUUCUCCCGGUGGAAACAGUAAUGCUUUGGAGGAUUUGGUGUCGAAGCUCUCGGAUUUUCUGAAACAUCAAAGUAAGAAACUGUGGUUCAUCGGAUGUGCAUCGAGCAAUGAGACGUACACGAAGCUUCUUGCUCGGUUUCCUACGAUCGAUAAGGACUGGGACCUUCAUAUUCUUCCAAUCACAUCCUCAAAACCUUCGAGUCAAGGGGUUUAUCCAAAAUCAAGUUUGAUGGGAUCAUUUGUUCCGUUUGGAGGGUUCUUUUCGUCUACAUCAGAUUUCAGAGUGCCGUUGAGUGGCACAGUGAACCAGAAGCUUUCCAGAUGUCACCUCUGCAACGAGAAGUAUUUGCAAGAAGUUGCCGCCGUUGCCAAAGCCGGUUCGAGUCUCUCUCUUUCUGAUCAGUGCUCUGAGAAGUUGCCCUCUUGGUUACGGGCUGCAGAGACCGAGUUAGACAAGGGAACAACGGGCAGCAGUAAGGCUAUAGAGGACACAAACACAUUAGGCGCGCAAACGACAGCUCUGAAGAAGAAAUGGGACAACAUAUGCCAAAGUAUCCAUCAAACUCCGGUCUUUCCUAAGCUCAGUUUUCAGCCGGUGAGUCCGCAGUUCCCAGCUCAGGCCGAGAAAAGAGUGAGAAGCCCGGCCGAGAAAAGUAGUCCUGAAAGCUUUCUGGAGACGCGUAAACUUCUGAAUCCGCCAAUCUCAAAUCCAAAACAUAAGGAGGAUCUCACAACCUCGGUGGCUAGCCGUUCGGUGACUUCUCCUUUGAGCUGUGUUACUACAGAUUUGGGGUUGGGAGUAAUGUAUGCAUCAAAAGGCCAGGAAUCAAACACACUGAAAGAGAAACCGCUGUUGGCGACACUAAAUUCUUCUUUAGAACAAAAAGAUCAGAAAGAUUUCAAGUCUCUCAGAGAAUCACUCUCCCGUAAAGUCCCCUGGCAGACCGAAGCUGUGAAUGCCAUAAGCCAAAUUAUCUCCGAAUGCAAAAGCGACUCUACAAGAAGAAUCCGCGCAAGUGGAACUUGGCUGGCUCUUCUUGGACCCGAUAAAGUUGGGAAGAAGAAAGUAGCGUCGGCUCUUUCUGAAGUCUUCUUUGGUGGCCAGGUCAAUUGCAUCUGUGUGGAUUUCGGGGCAGAGCACUGUUAUCUUGAUGACAAAUUCAGAGGCAAAACAGUGGUUGAUUACAUAACCGGGGAAUUAUCAAGGAGACCACAAUCUGUUGUUUUACUAGAAAACGUGGAAAAAGCCGAGUUCCCGGAUCAGAUCAGAUUGUCUGAAGCUGUGAGCACUGGGAAACUCCGUGAUUCGCAUGGAAGAAUGAUCAGUAUGAAAAAUGUGAUUGUUAUUGCGACGUCUGGGAGCUCCAAGUACAAUGCUACUGAUGAUGUUUGUGAACCUGCCAAGUUUUCUGAGGAAAGAGUUCUCAGCGCAAGAAGCUGGAAACUAGAGAUAAAGUUAGCCGAUACGGCUAAAACUGGAGUAAAUAAGAGAAAACAUGAGCCAGAAACAGAGCAGCGUGCAGAGAAGGCCCAACGUUCAUAUCUGGAUCUGAAUCUUCCCGUGGAUGAGACAGAAGUUGGCUUUAGUCAUGAAACAGAGGACGCAAAAGCUUGGUUCGAUGAUUUCAUUGAGCAGGUAGACGGAAAAGUGACGUUCAAGCCGGUUGUUUUGGAUGGGUUAGCGAAGAACAUUCAAGAUCACAUUAAUUCACAAUUUCGGAAGUGCUUCGGAUCCGAAACUCAGCUAGAGAUUGAUGACGACGUGAUUGUUCAGAUUCUGGCGGCUUCUUGGUCAUCUGGCGAAGAAGAGAGAAGAAGGGUUGAUCAAUGGAUGCACACUGUUCUUGCUCCGAGCUUUGCUGAAGCGAGGCAGAAGUACGGUUCGAAUCCUACGCUCGCCGUGAAACUGGUUGCGUCGAGAGGCUUAGCUGCCGGAGUAGAGUUGCCGGAGAAGGUGGAUGUGAUGUGA